GUUGUGGUCACGGAAAUGAAUCAACUAGAUGAUCAAGUGUACCUGACUAACGACUCUUGAGCGAUAGUGUCGCAAAUGAGAGAGCUGAGAGUGUUAUUUUAACGUUCCAGUGUAACCGCGGCAACGCCUGUUCCAAGAUGGCUGCAGCUUUUUAAUAGCUCCCAGGCUUAAGAAAUUCCUACAUUUUACAUUUUAGUACGACGCUUUUGACUAGCUCAUUGUUCCACUUCUGUUGUAUAGUAUUUUGACUAAAGGAUGUCAUCUUGGGCGGUUUCAAUGAGCAGACUAAUUGCUACUCUGAUGAGUUCAGGUUGCAUGUGCCGCCAGGGUCUGUUGUAUAAGAUGUACCCCAGAUGCCAGAGAGACUGGCGAGCGUUUCACGAAACGGCUGUUCUUAGAAACUACGAUAUGCGGAAAGUGGAGUUGCUACCACUUGAACAACGGAAACUUACCUUUGACACACACGCAGUUGUGCAAGAACUGGAGUCUAAGGGAUUCGAAAAAGGACAAGCAGAAAUUAUUGUAGCUGCAUUGGUGACCCUUACCACUGCUAAUAUGGACAUUGUAUACAGAGAUAUGGUGACAGGGGCACAUCAGGAAAUUGCUCUUCAACAGAUAAUGGCACAUCUGGACUCUAUUAGGAAAGACAUGGUCAUCCUUGAGAAAAGUGAAUUUGCCAAUCUGCGUUCAGAAAAUGCAAAAAUGAAAACAGAACUUGAACAACUAAAAAACAGACUUAUGGAGGAAAGUCAAAAAAUCCGAGCAGAUGCGAAGUUGGAUAUUAAUUUGGAGCGAAGCAGAGUAAAUGACAUGUUUACAGAGCAAGAAAAGAAACUAAUGGAAGUCAGCACAGAGUUCCAGAAGAAGAAUUCUGACAUUGAAUUCAGAACAGUGGAAACUACCAAAAAGAUCGAUGUAGAGGUGGCUUCUUUGAAAACCCUUCUGGAAUCACUCAAACUUGAAACAAUUCGAUAUCUUGCAGCGUGCAUCUUCUCGUGCUUGGCAAUUGCCCUGGGUUUCUAUCGUAUCUGGAAAUGAAAAAAAAAGUCACAGUAGAACAGGAAAACUACAUUUUGACAUCCUUAUUUAUAGAUACCUGCCAAAACUGAAGGAAACAACUGACCAAUUAGGUAUAAAAAUUCUUUUGAAGGCAGGUGGUUCUAUGCAGAUUUAGAAGCUGAUUUUAGUAUUUAAAACAUGUCGAAGAGUUCUGGAGGCUCAGCUAUGAUGCAGAGUGCAUUUUCCUGCUGUGGUUUAGGGAUCCAUAUACCAUGGCUGCUUCACUCUACUCAUUUCUGAGAGAAGACCUGAUUUUGAAGGACACUUGAGACAAUGUUUUCCACAACAGUUAACCCCUGUAAACCACAAUUAACCCCUCCUGUUGAAGAAUACUGUUACUCCUUUCCAGCAGAGUAGCAGACACAAUGUGUGCCAAGCACAGUGACGAUAUUUUGGCAGCCCAAGGUGGGCCAGCACCCUACCAAGAGCCUUAAUGUUGGAAGAUUUUUUGUUGUUGUUUUGGUAGUUGCAUGUAUACAUGCAUAAACAUGCACAUCCACAUGGCCUCUUUCUGUGUAUAUACAUUCUUUUAAAAAGUUUUGAAAAUCUGGGAAAUACUUGACAUUUUAGUGCAACUAUCUCACAUCACAGAUAUCAUGUGUAUGUAUGAAUGUUUUGGGUUUUAUUGCCACUGAGAGUUAAUUGGUUAUACAUCCAGUAUAAGAAAAAGCUUGUACAGGGUUCACAAAAUGGAGCAAAUAUCUCUCUGGGUGUUAACACAAAUUCUAUCUGGCCUUCGAAAAAUCCCUUUUUUGAAGCUUUGUUUUCAGCAUGAAGUGAGCAGUUGAUAUGACCUCUGUGCAAGGACACACGACUUAAUGUUGUCAGAGGACCCUUCAUGUAAUUUCUAGAAUAAAAAAAAAACAAGGAAAAACUUUUUUUUAAAGGAUUCAAAAGUGCAAUGCGGGUGAAAUAUUUUCUUUGUGACAAGUCUAUUGAUCUGGGAUAAGCUUUAAUGAGCUGUUUGUGGUGUUGAGUAUAUUUAGCCGGAUAUUUGUCAUUUCUAUACAGUUUCAGCCGUGUAGUACAGUAUGGGUAUUGACUGAGUGUCCAGAUCAACCCUCUCUCAGGCCCAGUCUUUCCCUCCAUGCUCUGUUGCAGUGCUGUUGCCCUCCCUAGGCCUAGAACACCUUUAAAAAGGCAUUGGGGAAUAGUAGUGCAAUAUGACAUGUUUUCUGAUGUGAGAGAGUGAAGAAAUUUGUCUCUUACUUUCUUGAUGUGUCCUUCCAGCUUUCACUGGCAGCAGCCAUUCCAUGCAGAGCAGACACUAUCCUGGUCCAUGAUGCCUUCAAAACUAAGGACGAGCUGUGAUCAAAUUAUACCAAAGCAUAUGCACAGCAUUUAGGCUCUGUGAAAAAUGCUGAUUUUAUUUGUUAUGGUUUAAAAGUUGAUAUUUCUGAUCAUUUAAAAUGGAACGACUGUCAGUAACAUUAGUUUGUGAAUAAAGGAAUCUGCCUUA
Messenger RNA from Chanos chanos (milkfish), 2518 nucleotides. It is a transcript of the gene ccdc90b, whose product is annotated as coiled-coil domain containing 90B. The record is from RefSeq and is a predicted model, not a curated record. Lineage: Eukaryota; Metazoa; Chordata; Actinopteri; Gonorynchiformes; Chanidae. Gene Ontology annotation, cellular component: mitochondrion. The coding region runs from base 256 to 1038 and encodes 260 amino acids. The transcript is spliced from 9 exons.